Daphnia pulicaria is the source of this 873-nucleotide messenger RNA. RefSeq lists its product as uncharacterized. The record is from RefSeq and is a predicted model, not a curated record. NCBI's taxonomy places the organism in Eukaryota, Metazoa, Arthropoda, Branchiopoda, Diplostraca, Daphniidae. The transcript is spliced from 2 exons. Bases 55 to 381 code for a protein of 108 amino acids.
CAUCCCAACUGUCCGAAGAAUAGUAGUGCUGGGGCCGAUUGGUUUACAAAUUUCAUGAAAAGCCAUCCUCGGUUAACACUUAGAAAGCCGGAAGGAACUAGCAUAGCGAGAGCCGGAGCCCCAAACAAUCCAGUAAUGGAGAACUUUUACGACCAAGUUGAGGUCUUGAACAAGAAAUACGAUUUCACAGAUGAUGAAAUUUUCAACAUAAACGAAACGAACGAUCCUACUGUUUUAGAUUCCGAGAAAGUUAUUGUUGAAACAGGAACACAUAUGGUUUAUUCCAGAAAAGGUUCAGAAAGAGGAAUCAAUGUUACAAUGUUCCCAAUGUUUAGUUCUUCUGGAAAAUUUUAUCCAGGUGUUUUAAAUACCCAAGAAUGAAAGUGUCUCAACAAAUGAAGGACACAGUUCCGCACGGAUGGCUUCCGUUGGCAAAUAAAUCCGGGUGGAUGGAUAAAGGUUGUUUUCUUCUUGUAUUGAAGCACCUAAGGAGUCAGAUUUUUGGUUCGCCUACAAAGCCAGUCUUGGUGUUUGUUGAUGGUCACAGCUUUCAUGUUAGAUAUUCUGUUGUGAUGUGUUCCAAAGAACAAGGAAUAAAUAAUACUUCAAACAUUACCUCCCCACAUAUCUCAUGGUUCUCAAACUUUCUAUGGCCCGUUCAGAAGAUAUCUUAAGCAGGGCCAUGAUGAAUUUAUGCGAAGGAAUCCAGGCAAGGCUAUUACAAUUUAUGACGUCCCAAUCAUCUCAAAGUUAGUCAUCGAGAAAGCUUUUCCCGAACACACCAUCAAGAAAUGAUUUUCUUCUACUGGAAUUUUCCCACUUAAUCGUACAGCGAUACCAUACAAAAUGUAUUCAUUAUCAAAGACAAGUGAU